Messenger RNA from Strongyloides ratti, 528 nucleotides. RefSeq names its product CAP domain-containing protein. Gene Ontology annotation, cellular component: extracellular region. The record is from RefSeq and is a predicted model, not a curated record. Bases 1 to 528 code for a protein of 175 amino acids. Lineage: Eukaryota; Metazoa; Nematoda; Chromadorea; Rhabditida; Strongyloididae. The transcript has 3 exons.
AUGACAUCAUAUUUAAGAGAUUAUGUUGUAUGGUAUCAUAAUCAAAAAAGAUUAUCAUUAUCUACAAAAAAUACUUGCUUACCUAUAGCUAAGAAACUUAAUGAAUUGACAUAUGAUUGUAAUUUAGAAAAUACAGCAGUCAAUGCUUCAAUGUCUUGUAAAUUAGAAUUAUAUGAUGAUGACGAAAUUGGUGAAAAUCUUUAUAUGGGAAAUAAUGCAUUAGAUUAUAUUUAUAACGUUAAUGAUGCCUUAGAAAGAUGGUGGACACAACACAUUAAUUUAGAAUCAAUCUAUUUUAAUCAUACUCAUAAUAUUUUAAAUUUUGGACAAAUGGCAUGGGCAGAUAGUUUAAGAGUUGGUUGUGCUGUUAAAACAUGUAACACCAAAACAUUAUUUAUUUGUCACUACCAACCAAGAGGAAAUAUUGUUGGAGAACCUAUUUAUAAUAUAGAAACACAAUGCUCCAAUGGCACAAAUUGUAAAUCAUUUAAUGGAAAUUUCUGUAACAAUAUUACUGGAUAUUGUUAA